Messenger RNA from Octopus sinensis (East Asian common octopus), 4192 nucleotides. RefSeq lists its product as uncharacterized. Gene Ontology annotation, molecular function: protein binding. The transcript is spliced from 12 exons. The coding region runs from base 233 to 3976 and encodes 1247 amino acids. NCBI's taxonomy places the organism in Eukaryota, Metazoa, Mollusca, Cephalopoda, Octopoda, Octopodidae. The record is from RefSeq and is a predicted model, not a curated record.
CACUAACACCAACAACAAUCACAACAUCAUCAGCAGCAGCAACAUUGUCAAGCAAUUAUGCAAGCUUAUAAUUGUAUAGUGAGUCGACUCAUGUGGCUGUAAGGUCUGUGUAUACGACGGAUAUAAUGUAUGUACCCGCAGAUGUUUGAAGGACUACGUUAUGGAUGUAAAUAUAUACCCACCUGACUUGAAAGGACUUACCCACGUUUAUCGGAUACCAUAGCUGAGAAAAAUGGCAGAACCCCCUACAGAAGCGAGUUACAGCAAUCUACCCACGGUAUCAUUAGCUGAUAAACUGAGAUUGGCUGCAAGUAAGGGUCAACUAGAUACAGUUGAAGAGUUGCUUCGAGCAGGGGCCAGUUUUGAAACUGACAAAGACAGAAGGACAGCCCUCCACUAUGCUGCUCUCAAUGGUUACCCAGAUGUUUGUCGGUGCCUCAUUUCCCAUGGAAGUGAUAUCGACAAACAAGAUGCUAUUGGUUUCACAGCUCUUCAUCGAGCUUGCUCCCAGGGCCACACUGCAGUAUGUAAAGUAUUACUGGAGGAAGGAUGCGCAAAGGACCUGCAAGAUGAGCAUGGUAACACGGCACUGCAUGAAGCUUCCUGGAAUGGCUAUAGUAAAACUUUAGACAUUUUAGUGAAGAACAACUGUAAGGUUUCGCUUCAGAAUAAGAGUGGUUUUACUCCAUUGCACCUUGCUGCACAAAAUGGUCAUAAUGAAAGUUCUAGAAUUUUGAUCUACUCUGGCUGUAGUACAGAUAUAAAGAACAAUUAUGGUGACACAUCCUUGCAUACAGCAGCUCGUUAUGGCCAUGCAGGUGUUGCACGUAUCUUAAUUAGUGCCAGGUGUUCACUGAAUGAAGAGAACAAGAAUGGUGACACACCGUUACACAUCGCUGCAGCAUUGAAACGAAGGAAAAUAGCUAAAUUGCUUGUGGAAGCAGGUGUUGAUUGUUCAUUACGAAACAAGCAAAAUGAAACAGCUGCUGAAGUGGCACGGAGGAAAGAAUAUCCAGAGAUUAUAUUAAUUAUUUCAGCAAAUCCUAAGGGCAAAGCUCGACCUCACCAGAUUGUUCCAGAAGAUAAACAAGCUGUCCACAUUGCUGUCGAUGGACCAAACAUGGUGUUCAGAGGUAAUGCUCCCACCGCUGCCAAUAAAGAAACAGCAAAACCAGAAAAGGAGAGGAGAUUCUUCUUCUUCAAGAGGAAGAAAAAACCGGACAAAGAUAGAGCAUCAGGGCCAGAGCACCCACAGCCAACCACAAGCAGACAACAGCAACAACAACAACAACCACAAAAAUUACAUACACCACACCAAGCAAACAAAAGCAAUCCAGUUCAAGGAUUCUUCAACAAAUAUGUCCCUAAAGAAGGGUUUCAGUACUACAGGGACCUGGCUGGAAAUAUCAAAGAGGGUCCUAUUGGUUAUACACCAAUAUGUCAGUGUAUGCCAAUCGUGAAGAGAAUCGAAAAGAACAUGGAUGAGACGAGGGAGAACCUUUAUGAGCACAUUGAUGCCUCACACCAGAUAUUACAGAACCGCAUCAACCAGCUGGACAAACGGACAUCACAGCAGGUUUUCUCUAUUGAUCGUCUUAACAAGGAGAGGUUGAAUGCUUCUCAUAACCAUUGUAAGCAACAUAUUGACUCUCAGUUCAACCAGCAACGGAAAGAUGCUGAGCGCUUAUAUACAAAAUACAAUGAGAACGUAAAAUCCGAACUUCAAGCCUGGCUUGAGACGAGGUUAACUGAUGAGGAAAGUUGUCACCCUCAUCAUCAUGACGACUCUGGAUUUUACCAUCGAAGCGUUUUCUUUGAUGUUGUUGAGAAUGAAAACGGUCGGUUGUUUCGGUCGCGUUCCGACGAAACUUUGUCGCAGUCGGACUACAGUGUAAGACAUCGGAAAAAAGACUUUUAUGAAAAUCGUCAAGCUGCAAUGCAGCAGAUCCGUGCUUGGCAAACACCUGACAGGUACAGACGCCGUGAUAAUUAUCCUGUGAGAGACAGCCCUUUGAGACAGUUACCAACUGUAUCAGUUCGAAAUACAGUAACUGUUCCAGCUGGUCCCAGUAUUACUCGUCCCCGCACUAUGAUAGAAUGUACAUCCCCAAAUCAGACAUCUUCCUUUAACCCCUCUGCACCUGCAAUGGCUCAGCUCUCUUUAGAACCAUCUCCAAAUUCUAAAGCAUUUGAAAAUAGGGCAGUGAAACCGUUUACUCCUUCAAAAUUAAGGCACUCCACACUUCCCUCUAAAACAAAUAGUCCCAAUUUACCAUCGACUUCCUCUCAAGGCCUUGCCCCAGGACAUUCUUUAAAACACCUAAGCCAGGUAAUGCCUCACUUAAGCCACAGUAGUCAGGGCCAAAAGGAUGAAAGGCAAAAUUUAGUGGAAAGGGGCCCACCAGAAGUAAGCAAAAUGAUAGGACCUGAGAUGGGCCCCAAUAAUGUAUUUACUUCAAAUCCGCCAACACGGAGACAGUUUAAUGAAAACUCUAUGGAAAAAGAUUCCAAGGAAACAGUUCGGAACCAGAGACAGUUUUUAACCGUUUCUAGUUACUCUGUGACAAAAACUUCUGAAACUCAGUUGUUACAGACGAAACAGUUUCUCCCCAAAUCACCUGCUGCCAAAACCGGCAAUGAAGAUUCCAAUGGAAUGAGGCCCCGUAGUCAUAGCCAAGACAUGCUUGCUGAUUCAUCGUCCCGUGACGUAAUUCGUGAAAAAAAAUGUAUAGGUUAUUAUCAUUCUGAACGAACGAUGCCAUUAGACCGGAGUAAAUCUUACGGUAACCUCAAGGAAGAACUAUCAGGAACACAGUCUAAUAGCGUCACGUUACAGUCAAAUACGGCAAUGAUGUCACAGUACAGUCAUCAUCAGUCGUAUACAGUGCCAACAGCUUUCAAAACUGCUCCUCCACCAAACUCUGCUUAUUCUAACAGCGUCAACGCCACAAAAUACACAAGACCUUCCAUGGCAGAUUCUGCUGCAAAAUCAUAUGGAAAUGAAGCAAAGCAGUCUCCGCAGAAAGAUAUGGUAUUUUCCAAUUCUAGUCAGUCUGUCUGCAAAGAACAGUAUCAAAAACAAAUGCAGAAAGUUUUGUCACAGACAGCUCUAGACUACACAUCCCCUUACAAGAAUCCCACACUAGACUACUCUUCUCCUUACAAGAACCCUGCACUAAAUCACACAUCUCCUUACAAGAAUACGGCACUAAGCUAUCACAACAAUGGUAAGAACAUGCUAGGGAACCAACAGAUGGGUAAUCCUAACGUCAACGACACUGUCAACCCUCUUAGUAGAUCAGAACCACAACUGAUGAAAGCAGACAGUUCAGAUGGCCACCAUUACAGAAACAGUCCAACAGCUGUGUCAUCAAAAAUAGUCGGUGCACCAACGAAUAACAGCAGUGCAGCAGCUGGUGUGCAAAAUAACAGCCACCAAAACCAUUGGUCUUCGUCUCCACUGCAGAAAUCCAACCCCAAACUCCCGUCUCCGAUGUUAGACUGGUGUCAUAAAGAGGACUCCAGCAGCAACCCCGAUUCGGGCUAUAGCUGUCGUAUCUAUGGCAACGGAAACAACAGAAGCAGCACGUUACUGAAUACAUCACACAGCAACACAACAACCCCAACAUCUUCGUUUAGUGGAACUGAUCAGAGUCCGAGUACAGCGUCCGCCUCUUUACAGCUGUCACCUUACAGGGGACAGCUACAGACCCAAGUGGCCAGAGAUGGCUAUGAUGACCGACAGCCAACUAACAAACAGUAUUUCGAGUCAGUCUCAGCUCAUCUUCAGAAUUGGUACAGCAAGAAGAAACUAGAGACUUCUCAAAAGGAAGCACCAAAGACUCUUUCACCAACAUUAUUACAACAACAACACCAGCAACAAAUAGCACCAUCUUUUGGUACAAACAGUCCAUAUAUGGCAACAAAUUACCCCCCUACACCAGUGAAAGGCUACAUCAGAGGAAGUGAUGUAUAGUAACAUUAACAUCAUACAUAUACAUUCCAUAAUACUUUCACAUUCCGUCAUACAUACACACUUUCUCUCUUGCACAUGCAUACACUCCAUAAUACACUAUAUUAUUAAAGAUCUAUGUACACAUAGAUACCUGUAUAUAUGUAUAUACUGACAUUCCAAUUUAUUAGUGUUAUAAAUGAUGAGAAAAUGUUUGAAUUUGUUUACAUGUGCAUAUAU